Nematocida parisii ERTm1 is the source of this 1170-nucleotide messenger RNA. RefSeq lists its product as uncharacterized. Bases 1 to 1152 code for a protein of 383 amino acids. The transcript has a single exon. Gene Ontology annotation, molecular function: ubiquitin binding. The record is from RefSeq and is a predicted model, not a curated record. Lineage: Eukaryota; Fungi; Microsporidia.
AUGUACAAUCCAAAUACAACCACAAGCAUGCAGGGAAAUAAGGAAGUGAUGCUCUCUGACUUUUUAGUACAGCAGCCACCUACUGAUAGUAUUUCGUCAAUUAAAUACAGCCCAAUGAGUGAUAUUCUUACGGCGUGUUCUUGGGAUGGGUCUGUCUACAUUUACAUGCCAACCAACCCAAGCGUGCACGAGUCAAUGGCUCUUAAAACAUCAAUACCGAAUCCAAAUGGGUCGCCUAUUCUGUGCAGUUGUUUUUCUAACGAUGGAAUGUACCUGUUUACAGGAAGUGCAGAUGGUGUUGUGCGUGCUGUUGACAUGGGCACAGGAAAUCUUUCAGAGCUUGGCAGGCACUCACUGGCCGUUAGUUCAAUGACAUUUACAAGCGCAAGAACUCUAGUCACAGGAAGCUGGGAUAAGACUGUUAAGGUCUGGAAUAUAAAUAACCCGCAGGCACCCCCAAAGGAGAUAUUAAUGGAGGAAAAAGUCUGCGGAAUGGACAGUAAAAUGAGCACUAUUACCAUUCUGCUGAGCAAUAAUAUUGUUUCAUACGAUGUGUACACCCUAGAGAAAAUACAAGUACCAACAAACAGCGCAUACCAGAACAAGCUUAGGCCUGGGUCCUCAAUGGGGUAUGGAACCAUCCAGACAGCCUCAAAGUACCAACUGAAAAGCCUGUGGCAGCUAAGAAGUGUUUCCUGCUCUAAUGAUGGACAGGAUGCAAUAGUAGGAACUACUGGGUCAAAAGCAGAGAUUGUUGCAGUGCGGCCAGGAAAUGGAUUAAGCACACUCUAUUACUCCUUUAGAUGCAAGCAAAACUCAUCUGAUCGAAAUGCAUACCCAAUUAACUCAGUACAUUAUCACCCAGCAUUCCCUAUGACUCUUCUCACAGCAGGAACGGACGGUGUAGUUAUGCUAUGGAAUAGACAGGCAAAGUGCAGAGUAGCCAUUGGUGGCCCUGGGGCAACCGCAACCUCAUCAGGAAUAGAUAAGUGCGUCACAGCAACAGCAUUUAACAGCACAGGAAGGUAUUUGGCAGUGGCUGUUGGGUACGACUGGUCACAGGGAUUUAAGUCGCAGAUCCCCACUCCUGUUGAAAUAAGAAUUCUAAUGAUACCAGAAGAAAUACACGCAAAAACAGGUAUGAGGAUAUAAUAAAGCAGUAAAACAUGU